Messenger RNA from Esox lucius (northern pike), 1574 nucleotides. It is a transcript of the gene ric3a, whose product is annotated as RIC3 acetylcholine receptor chaperone a. Lineage: Eukaryota; Metazoa; Chordata; Actinopteri; Esociformes; Esocidae. Gene Ontology annotation, biological process: protein localization to cell surface; synaptic transmission, cholinergic. The record is from RefSeq and is a predicted model, not a curated record. Gene Ontology annotation, cellular component: neuronal cell body; neuron projection; intracellular membrane-bounded organelle. The transcript is spliced from 6 exons. Bases 167 to 1477 code for a protein of 436 amino acids.
AGGGAUGUCGCAGUUCACGGACACAGGGUGCGUGACUGGAUCCGGAAGUAUGACGUAGGAAUGCAAAGCCAAAACAAAAUAGCUUCUGUCGAGCUGUCAAACCAGGUAUGAUGCUGGAGAGUUGUGCAGCCUUUGCUAAUACAUAGUUAUAAUUAUAUAUAACAAGAUGUCGAUGACAACUAUGCAGAAAGUUACUCUGAUAUCCUGCUCUGUCGUAUGUGUUUCGUUAUUCCUUCCCAAAAUGCUUUUACCGAGAGGGAAGAAAGAACUAGGGCAGCCCGAGGUUGGUCCUGGGUAUUAUCCCCCCGCGAUGCAUCGCCUACAAAUGCCUGAGGACCAGUGGGUGGUGGCGACUCAUGACUCUGGACCGCACAGUCCUGAGGUCAUGGCUAAGGUCAAAGGCAUCGGCUCUGUUCAAAUCCGAGGAGCCAGUAAAACCAAUCUGAUCAGUCAGGUCAUUUCCAUCUAUGGAUUUGGAAUUCUGCUCUAUAUCCUCUUUAUUGUCUUUAAGAUGACAACUAGGCCUAAAGGGAAACGCACUAAGCUGGAAUGCAGAUUUCCUACAAUGUCAUCACAAGCUUGGAAGAAGAAAAGGACAGAUGAUGAGCUGACAAGGCUACAGGAGAAGCUGUUAGAGACAGAGAGGGUGAUGGAGAGAAUUGUCUCCAGAAGGUGCAGUACUCCUGAUAGGACUAGCAGUAAGGUUAGAAGAGCAUCCAAGCAGGAGGAGAAGUUACUGCGAAAGCUGAGUAAAAUCAGCCGGGUGUUGCAGGACGGACGACUGAUGGAAGGAGCCACACCUGAGAUGGAGGCUGAGAUGGUGCCUUACGCUGCUGACUGGGAGGGCUACCCGGAGGAGACCUACCCCCAAUAUGAGGAGCCAUGCAGAAGGCGCAGCGGCAGCUUUGACCCCCUCCCCAUCAUCAUCCUGGAGGAUCCUCCAGAUUCCGAAAUUCCUACUGCUGAAGCCCUAGCUGAGGAGGUGGUGGAGGAACAGGAUGAGGAGGAAGAAGAGGAGGUGGAAAAGGAGGAGCAGUUCUAUUCACCCCCACCUCGUGAACAAGGACUUGAUGAAAAGGGUAGUAUUCCCAGAAGAAUAAAAAAGCAAAUCAGAUUCAGCGACCACAAAGAUGUGUUUCACUACCCUAAACAGGAUGCAGUCUCUGAGUAUAGGUAUGAAGAGGUAAGGGAAGGGGAAGCGGAGGAAGAGGAGGAGGAGCUAGUGGAUGAGACAGAGAGAGAAACUGAGGAAGAAGAAGAAUUGGGGGACGAUGAAGACCCAGUGAUGGAGGCUGAGGCUCUAAGUUUUAAUUGUGACGUCUGUAGUAAUCCAGAGGCAGACGCAGAAGGAGAGAUGGAAGAAGAGUACCUUCUAUUGUCUCAGUCUGAAGAAACAGACGGCUUCACCCGACCAGAUAUGUCUGGGGAGUUAGGGAUGGGGAAUUUUCUCAGGAUGAGGAACAGGAGAGAGACAUAGAGGUCACAGUUAGUCAAAUAGAUCAAGUUAUUUUCCAAUCCAAUUGUUUUGAACAGAAACACUAUUAUUACAGCAAAAUAAAGUAAUUUUUUUUUUA